Molecule: messenger RNA, 2467 nt
Organism: Wasmannia auropunctata (little fire ant)
Lineage: Eukaryota; Metazoa; Arthropoda; Insecta; Hymenoptera; Formicidae
Product: inactive hydroxysteroid dehydrogenase-like protein 1
Exons: 5
Coding region: 1448-2407 (319 amino acids)
Cellular component (GO): endoplasmic reticulum
Molecular function (GO): oxidoreductase activity
Source: RefSeq, a predicted model, not a curated record
UUUAGUUUUUCAAAUUUAGCAGACUUUUGCAAAUUUUCGUGUAAAUAAUAAUUUUGCAACUGCAUACCAGUUGCAAAAUGUAGUGGUUCCAACUGGGCGAAUUGUAGGUCAGAAAAUGCGGCCAGCUAUGCUUGCAAAGUGACCUCUUUAAAGAAGGAUUAUAUCAACUCACAAUCAGGGUCAACGAGUUUUAUCAUUGGCUGGCAACACGUUCACAUACAAUCUCCAUCGCGGAUGAAUGUCAGAUCGUUAGCGAAAUUGCUUCUGCUACAACAAUCUGCGUUGCAUCUACAAAAGUCUUUUAACUUCAAUAUAAGUGAAAUUAUCCCAUAUAGCGAUGUGAUAUAAAAAAAAUUCCAAAAUAAACAGUUUGACAAGCAAAUAAAUAAAAAAAAAACACCAUAAAGUAUAUUAAGAAAAUCGAUUUAAUCACAAAAAAUUAAGAAACAAAAUUAAUUAAAAAAGUUAAUUAAGAAAACGGAUCUCUAAAUUGAUGUCAAAUCUACAUUCAUAUUGGAAAAUUCAUUUGUUGGAUCUCGUGACUUUCUUGUUGAAAAUAUUUACGUGUCGAUGUUUUCUAAAAUGUUAUUUUCUACAUGACUUUAUGUGUCAUCCGCGACAGAAUCAAUCAACAUUAAACAAUGUUUGCAAGAUGCAUAAUGCUGAAAAAGUUUUAAAAACCAUUUUUUUAUAUUUCCAUUGUUAACAAAUUAGUAUCUACGUAUAAAAAUUAAAAAAUUUACAUUUCAGUCAGUGUAAAUAAAUACUUAUCUAUAUAUUAAAUAAUCGCAGAAAGAAUAAAGUCAAAGAAUUUAUAGGAAAAAAAAGACGUACUUAAUAUAAAUUAAGUAGUAUGUAAAAAGGAUGAAUGGAUGAGUGCGGUAAUCAUUUUUUGUAAACCAAAUCACUUUCUUUUGGUUUAUUAUAGUUGAAAUGAAUAAAUUUAUUCAAAUAUUCUGUACUUGAUAAUCGCAAUCUUAAACCCGACGAAAUAAUUAAAUUACAAUAUGCAAGAUGCAUAUUCGAGUUGCGCACUAAAAGUUGGGAUCUUCGUCUGACCUAAAAACAAAAAAGUGCAUUUCAGUCAGGUGAAUUUCAGCAAAAGGAGAAAGUGCCAUGACUUCUCGACUUGGCCUUCAGUACAAUCACCGGCGCGAGAUGACGUUUAGUCUUGCUUCGGCCUUCGUUCUUCGUGCAUCUCUUACCGCGCCGGUGCGGAAAACGCGUACAGAUAAAAGUGAGGGUGGAUAAAAGAUAAGGGAAGCUCAGCGACCAAAACGUACGGUGUAAGAGAAGACACCAAUCGCUUUUUGUUGCGUUAUCGAAAUAUCUAACGCGGUUAGGUAAUACACUUUCACGUGUUAGAACCUUGAGAUUCCCGCAAAUGUUUUCUCAAAUUGUGACAUCGUAUUUAUGCAGACGAUAGAACGUGAAAUAAAAACAGAAAAUGCUAAUAACAAUAGCAUUUUGGAUGUUGGUCAUUUUAAUUAUUUUUUGGAUUCUACUUGGUCCUGUUACGAGAUUUUUGCGUGUUUUAUGGGAAAUUAUUAUGCAAAUAUACAAUAAGAAGACAAUCGAUUUGCGAACAAAGUUUGGCGAAUGGGCGGUUGUCACUGGCUCGACUGACGGUAUCGGAAAAGCUUAUGCUAAAGAGUUAGCAGCAAGAAAUAUGAAUCUAAUACUAAUUAGUAGAAACUUAGAGAAACUUGAACGCACAAAAAAUGAGAUGCUGAUAACAAAUCCAAAAAUCGAGGUGAGGAUUAUUGCGGCGGACUUCGCCGAAGGAGAAAAUGCUUUUACCAAAAUCCGUCCUCUGUUGAAAGAUAUAUCCGUCGGAAUAUUAGUGAACAAUGUGGGUAAGCAAUACGAGUAUCCCAUGUACGUCGGCGAAGUCCCCGAAAAGGAGCUGUGGGACAUUAUCAACGUAAACGUCGGCGCCACGACGUUAAUGACGCGGCUGGUUAUCGGGCAGAUGCAAAAACGCAAACAAGGCGCGAUUGUCAACGUCUCCUCCGGAUCUGAGUUUCAGCCGCUGCCGCUGAUGACGGUAUACGCCGCUACGAAGGCGUACGUCAAGAGCUUCUCCGACGCUCUCAGGGCGGAAUACUCCAGAUUCGGCGUAACUGUUCAACACCUGUCACCUCUUUUCGUCAAUACAAAAAUGAACGCGUUUAGUUCUAGGCUUCAGGUUUCAAGUAUAUUUGUACCUGAUGCCGCAACUUACGCGAGGAACGCUAUUGCCACUCUCGGCAAAAUGGACAGCAGUACUGGUUACUGGGCCCAUAGUAUUCAAAAGUUUAUCACUCUAAUGCCACCUGUGUGGAUCAGAACGAAAAUCGGACAAAUCAUGAACGAGAGUUUCAGGAAAGACUAUUUCAAGCAGCAGAAACAAAAGACAUUGCAAUAAGAUAUUUAUGUAAAUAAUCUUUUUUUUUUAAAUAAGCAUUGUAUCGUACUGACGUAGAAA